This is a messenger RNA of Cotesia congregata, 675 nucleotides long. The record is from the annotation of a GenBank genome assembly. Lineage: Eukaryota; Metazoa; Arthropoda; Insecta; Hymenoptera; Braconidae.
CAUUGAGGAGUCCUUGGACGGUAGGAGGCGUGACAUGUAGCGGCGUGUAGACAUCUUCAGAUUCCUGUCUGACAUAAAGCAUGACCCGUUCUUCAGAAUCGUUUCCACGGAGGUGAGAUUGCUGAGUCUGAUGCUGUAGAUGCAGACGAUUACUGACACUGGAGACGAGAGUUCCUGCAGUGGAGGUCAAAGCACCUGGAGGAACUCCUUGAAGAACGGUGCCUUGCAAUUCCUGGACUUGCAUCAGCAGCGAGUCUUUUUUGUCGUGGAUUCCGGCGAGAUUGUCUGGAGGAAAGUGAUUGUGAAAUUUUAAAGCUGGAAGACUGGGUCUUCCGCAUCCUGGGUACGGACUACUGGUUCCUGUUUUCAUUCCGCCCUCACCGUUGCUGAGCGAUGAGGUGUCUGUGUCACCACCGCCAUUUCCCGCCCCGUAAAACCCUGAUAAUUCCAUUGUUGAAAACUGCUGAACAAAAAUUUGAUAUUUAUAAAUCUUACCCGCAUCAAGAAUCCGUUGCUUCACUGAAUGCUGCCGACCGUGCCAAAAUUGCCAAGCUUUUAUUUCGUCUUCUGGGCUUUUUUCUUCACGGAACAUUAACAUUACAACACUCUUUAUUGGCCAAGAGAAAGUCAACGCAUUUAUGUUCAAACUUUUGGUUACAGUUUUAUUUCAUAUAA